Molecule: messenger RNA, 3150 nt
Organism: Phytomonas sp. Hart1
Lineage: Eukaryota; Euglenozoa; Kinetoplastea; Trypanosomatida; Trypanosomatidae
Source: the annotation of a GenBank genome assembly
GCCUCCCACAAACCGUAGUUAUUAUAUUAAUUUAAAUUUGAUGAAUAAUAGCAGGUCCCGUGUAAAAGUGUUUAUAUAAAGCUACUUGUCUAUACAGACUAGUUUUUCGGCUACCACACGCGAUGCAGAACCCGUAAACCCAUAAGCCUCAAACACUUCAUCAGCGCAAAAAAGCUAUGAAAUUCAGGCAUUUCUCAAAAUAAACCAUGAGGCAGAGUUCAAUCAUUCGGUUCAAUUGGAGGGCUAAUAAUCAUCACCACAAACCUCAGGUAUGGUGAAUUUUUAACAGAUUAAUAAUUCAGCGGAAAUUAUACAUUAUUAACUAAGCUUUUCAUAGUUUUUCACCUCAAAUGUCUUUGAUUGAUGUUUUCUUUUCUAAAUUUAUCUAUUUAUUAUUUGUUAUACUUGUCAUCAUCCUAAGAAUGUUUUGGGUGUUGCAUUCCAUUUUCAAAAGUCCACACACAGCCUCGUGCCAACCUUUCUGGAAAACGCAGAAUGAGUAAAAUAGGUGUUUAUUCUGUGUAUAAGCUCAUUCGCAUUACUACGUGUAUUGCUUCAGUUGAAUAUGUCUUCGAGAUCCACCCUCAACUCUGAUGUGGCGUCCAUAAACUUCAAACCAUCCCUCACUACGCUUGCCUCAAUAUAUAUUUGUACAUCCAUACUCUUUUUUUCUGUUUUAACUCUUUAUUAGCUUAACGAAAAUCUACAAUCUGAAUAUUUCUACAAAAAAUACGUAUGAUUAAACCAUUUAACGGCAGACAGCUGUGGUAUGCACUACUGGUGGUGGUCAUCCUUUUAGGUUUCCACAGCCACGAUGUGUUGGCAACUGAAAAAGGCACUCCGAUUGCCUUCCAAGCAGAGGUAUCUAAAAUGCUCGACAUUCUUGUCAAUUCUUUGUACACAAACCGCCAAGUUUUCUUACGGGAGCUCAUUUCCAACGGCAGCGAUGCCUUGAGUAAAAUUCGUAUGGUAUAUUUGAAAUCCCGAAAGGAGCCGGUGAACGCGAGUGGGGAUGAACCCACGAUGGAUAUUCGCAUCCAUUUUAAUGAAGAAAUGAAGCAGCUUAUCAUCCAAGACGGUGGUGUCGGCAUGACGGAGGAGGAACUCGAUAAAAACCUCGGUUCCCUUGGUUCCUCAGGAACCAGGAGUUUCCUUGAAAAAAUUCAGAACGCGUCUAAAGACUCCUCCAAUAAUCUAAUUGGGCAAUUCGGUGUGGGGUUUUAUUCCGUUUUUCUCGUUGGGGAUCGGGUGAGUGUGGCCUCCAAGAGCGAUGAUAGCGAUGUGCAGUAUGUCUGGGAGUCAUCAGGUGACGGAAAGUACUUUUUAUAUGAAGACCCCCGCGGGAAUACCUUGGGGAGGGGUACCGAAAUCGUCAUUGAUCUCAAACCGGACGCCUUGGAGUUCCUUAAACCCGAUUUCAUCAAGGAGGUGAUCCAGCAGUACAGUGAGUUUAUCGAUUACCCGAUCUACGUCGCCGAGGUAGUGGAGGUGGAGAAGCCUUCACCGUCAACGAACACAACCGAAGAUAGUGAAAACGAAACCACAGAGGAGAAUGAGGAAAAGAAGGUCGAGGAAGAUGAGGAAAAGGAGGUCGAAAAAAUUCGCGAGGUUCGUUGGACGCAUGCAAACACGAACAAACCAAUCUGGACCCGUCCACUAGGCAACGUAACGGAUGAUGAGUACAUCGAUUUCUAUCAAGCCACUUUCAAAGAUAGUAAGCAACCUAUCUACUAUUCUCAUUUUAAAGCCGAGGGGGAGGUGGAUUUCGACUCCAUACUCUUCAUUCCUCACGAGGAUGAUUUAACGUCGAUAUUGGAGGAAACCGAAUCGAACAGCAUCAAGCUCUAUAUUCGUCGUGUUUUUAUCACAGACGAGUUCCGUGAACUGCUGCCACGCUAUUUUGGCUUCGUGAAAGGUGUCGUCGACAGCAAUGACCUUCCCCUGAAUGUAUCGCGAGAGAAUCUACAAGAAAACCGAAUCCUACGUGUGAUAAGGAAAAAGCUCGUGCGUAAGAUUUUCUCAAUGAUAAACGAUAUCGCCACUCAUGAAGAGAACUUCAAGAAGUACACAAACACAACUGAUGCCGCUAAGGCUGAAAGCCCCGAACGCCGCGGUACGAAGAAAUUGGAAAAACCCAUGUACUCGCAUUUCUGGGAGAAGUUUGGUUUGAACAUUCGAUAUGGAAUUAUUAACGAUGCCGUUAACCGUGGACGCCUUAGCAAGCUCCUGCGUUUCAAGUCCUCCCAGAGCGAGAAUGAAUUUAUAAGCCUGCAAACCUACGUCGAUCGGAUGAAAAAGGACCAAAAAGGGAUUUACUUCCUCACAGGGGAUUCUAUUGAGCGGAUUAAGCAAUCCCCUGUCCUUCAAGAUGCCCUUGAUCGCAAAUAUGAAGUGCUGUACAUGACGGAUGCGGUAGAUGAGUAUUUUGUUCGGCAUAUGACCGAUUUUGCUGGUAAGAAGCUCCUGAACCUGGUCCAUAACGAGGUGCGCAUGGGCGACGUUGAUGAGGAUCGUCGGGCGAUUGCAAAGAAACGCACGGAGAUGUAUAGCGACUUUUUAACGCACCUGAGCACAUUCUUAGAACCUGGCGAGGUGAGCAAAGUCAUCCUAACGCAUCGGCAUACCACCGAGGCUUUUAUCGUAUCCUCCAACCAACACCACAUAACGGCGAGGAUGUCGAAUAUCAUUCGCAGUCAAGCCAUCGGAUUGGACCGCGAGAUACCUAAGGUGAGGCGUGUGGUGGAGGUAAACUACCGCCAUCCUCUCGUAAAUGAGCUCUAUCAGCGAUUUAUCAUCGAUAAGGAUGAUGAGAUGGCGAAGGAUAUUGCGUGGGUGUUGUACGAAAUCGCAAGCAUGCGGGCGGAGUUCCCGGUGUCGAACAUUUCAAUGCACGCGAAGCGGAUUGACCGCCUUCUCCGCGGUGGGGCCGAUAUCGGCUUGGAUGAGGAGCUGCUUCCUGAGGAUGAUGACAAAUAUUUGGAGAUCGUUAAGGAGGAAAGGGCGGCGUUGGCUGCGAAAAAAAAUGAAACUCAGGCAACUGCUAAAAAAAAAAUGGUUGAUGAGCCGCCUACCACCGAAGAGGAGAGUAGCAAGCCGUCCCUCAAGGUAGAAGUUAAGGAGGAAAAUUCUGAAGAUAACGAAGAUCUGUAA